AAAGGUUGUUGGUUUUCAAAAAAGGUUGGGCCUAUGAGUUGGUAGCAUGAGCGUUUCAGGCUAGAUUUGUUCUUUUCAAGAAAAAAAAAAAAGGCUAGACUUUUUCUCUGUGAGCUUGGAGUUUGACUCUUCGAGAGAAAGCGCAGCGCAGUGGUAAUGUAAUUUCGCUCCGGAGUUUUGAGUAUGAGGGACGGGAACGAGGAAGCGUUCCAAGUUUGCAAAUCAGCAAAAGCAAGCGAGUCCUGCAGAAGAUUCUGAGCGUGUUGCCAGCUUCAUCCAUGUCUCUCUCUCAGGUUGGAUACUUGGUUCCGCUAAAUCAAAAUUUUGAGGAAGAAGCUUCCGUUCCCAAGUUACUUAUCUCAGAUGGCACAAAUGUUAUUGGACGGUGCAACAUUCCUGUUUCGGACAAGAGACUGAGCCGCAAGCACCUCACUCUAACUGCUGCUGCGGAUGGCUCUGCCAAUUUGCUCGUUGAGGGGACGAAUCCAGUGGUUGUAAAUUCUGGGAAUAAGAGAAGGAAGCUGAAUUCUCAAGAAGAAGGUACCAUUUCCGAUGGUGAUAUAAUUGAGCUCAUUCCCGGUCAACAUAUUUUUAAAUAUCAGGUGUUGAAUGGUGAGAAAAGAUCUUCAAGUGGUAGAAACAAUGAGGCUCAACCAUCAUUCAGAGAUAAAGCUUCAGGCAGGCUUUCCCAGGAUAAGAUUGAAGCUUGCAGCAAGAAACAAGGAAGAAAUGCAGCGGCUGGGAGUUCUCGGUCGAGUAAAGACAGUAGUGUGGAGGCCAUACGUAAUUUCCAUGUCCCUAACGACCAAAUACCUUCCACCUUUAGACUUUUGCGUGUGCAAGGGUUACCCACUUGGGCAAAUACUUCUUGUGUUUCUAUAGGUGAUGUUAUUCAGGGGGAUAUUCAAAUUGCUAUUCUUUCAAACUACAUGGUGGACAUUGACUGGUUGGUUCCCGCAUGUCCUGCACUUUCUAAAGUUCCCCAUGUGCUUGUUAUUCAUGGAGAAAGUGAUGCGAGGGUGGAUUACAUCAAGAGAAACAGACCUGCAAACUGGAUUCUGCACAAACCACCACUGCCAAUUUCAUUUGGGACACACCAUUCAAAGGCCAUGCUGCUUAUAUAUCCUAAAGGAGUAAGAGUCAUUGUGCAUACAGCGAACUUAAUUUAUGUAGAUUGGAACAAUAAAAGCCAAGGUUUGUGGAUGCAAGAUUUUCCAUGGAAGGAUCAAAAUAGUCUGAGCAAGGGAUCUGGAUUUGAAAAUGACCUGGUUGAAUAUCUCAAUAUGUUGAAGUGGCCAGAAUUCUCGGUCAAACUUCCGUCACUUGGAAACUUCAGUAUAUGUCCAUCUUUCUUCAAGAAGUUUGAUUAUGGUGAUGCAAGGGUUAGAUUAAUUGCAUCUGUACCUGGAUAUCAUUCUGGUGCUGGUUUGAAAAAGUGGGGACAUAUGAAGCUGCGUUCUCUGCUCCAGGAGUGUACUUUUGAUGAAAAGUUUAAGAAAUCUCCGCUUGUUUAUCAGUUCUCCUCCCUUGGCUCUUUAGAUGAAAAAUGGAUGGCUGAGUUGGCUUCAUCAAUGUCAGCAGGUAUCUCUGAAGAUAAAACACCCCUUGGUAUGGGGGAGCCUCAAAUCAUAUGGCCUACAGUUGAAGAUGUUAGAUGCUCCAUAGAGGGCUAUGCAGCUGGAAGCGCUAUUCCAAGUCCUCAGAAGAAUGUGGAGAAAGUGUUUUUGAAGAGGUAUUGGGCAAAAUGGAAAGCAGACCAUACCGGUCGUAGCCGUUGUAUGCCACAUAUAAAGACUUUCGCUCGUUACAAUAAUCAGAAUCUUGCUUGGUUCUUGUUAACUUCGGCAAAUCUUAGCAAAGCCGCAUGGGGAGCUCUCCAGAAGAACAAUACUCAGCUGAUGAUUCGGUCAUUCGAGCUGGGAGUGCUAUUUCUACCAUCAUUAUUCAAACGACAUGGAUUUGCAUUUUCCUGUACCAGUAAUGUAGUAUCUAAGGAUAAAUGCUCAUCAAAGGAAACUUCUGAAAUGAAGAAAACAAAACUAGUGACCCUACCUGGGCUGACAAGGGAGAAAAUGCAUUCAUCUUCUGAAGUUGAUAUCCCAUUACCUGUGCCUUAUGAGCUCCCUCCACUGCCUUAUUCUUCUCAAGAUGUCCCCUGGUCUUGGGACCGGCAAUAUGUUAAGAAAGAUGUCUAUGGUCAAGUUUGGCCGCGUAUGUAAGCAUACCAAAAUUGAUGACAUUCUUAGUGUACAUAACCAUUGGACUCCUCUCCUUAGUAGAGAUAAUGGUGCUAUUGUUUUUGCAGCCAAGAGUUUCCUUAUGACAAGGUGUCUCAUUUUCCUUCGACACAGGUUUCUUUUUGUGUAUGUUUUUGUCAAA
This is a messenger RNA of Abrus precatorius (Indian licorice), 2379 nucleotides long. Its product is annotated as tyrosyl-DNA phosphodiesterase 1. Bases 279 to 2219 code for a protein of 646 amino acids. The transcript has 15 exons. Gene Ontology annotation, biological process: single strand break repair; double-strand break repair. Gene Ontology annotation, cellular component: nucleus. Gene Ontology annotation, molecular function: double-stranded DNA binding; protein binding; 3'-tyrosyl-DNA phosphodiesterase activity. The record is from RefSeq and is a predicted model, not a curated record. Lineage: Eukaryota; Viridiplantae; Streptophyta; Magnoliopsida; Fabales; Fabaceae.